Molecule: messenger RNA, 1226 nt
Organism: Telopea speciosissima
Lineage: Eukaryota; Viridiplantae; Streptophyta; Magnoliopsida; Proteales; Proteaceae
Product: 50S ribosomal protein L19-1, chloroplastic-like
Exons: 6
Coding region: 211-987 (258 amino acids)
Biological process (GO): translation
Cellular component (GO): ribosome
Molecular function (GO): structural constituent of ribosome
Source: RefSeq, a predicted model, not a curated record
UUACUAACUAUGCACUGUCUUGGUGCAGAAAAUGUCUCUCUGUGAUGAUGGAAAUUCUACUUGACUACUCCAUUGAGCAAGUGGGAGCUCAUGGAACUCCUUUGAACAGUUGAAAAACCCUUCCUGAUUAACAUAUUUUUCACCUCCUGUUAUCCCUGUUCUUUCACUAGUUUGUUCUUAUAAAGGACCAUCUCUUGCGGAAUUUUGAAGAUGAAUCGACUUGGAAAUGUAAUGAAAUUUAACACUUUACUACGGAGUGGUAAAGCAAACCAAGGCCUUUCAGCACUGAGACAUUUCUCUAUUGGAACAGAAGAGCCCUCAAGCAAAGAAGCAAAUAAGUAUUUGUUGGAGCUACGGAGGACGAAGCAAUCAGAUGUUAUGGGCUGCUUCCAGAGGAUGAGAUGUUGCCAGGAAUACUCCAGUCUUUCUAUGCUCACGCACAUCACACAACCCACUCACUCUGUAUCUUUGUUGUGCAGAAACCCUAGGCAUGGGCUGCUGAAGAAGGGAAUGGAGUGUCCUAGUUUUCUUGUCAGACACAUUGCAACAAUGGGCGAUUCCAAGGAGUCCAUUUCAGAAGUGGGUUCUGCUGCUAGUCCUGACAUGGUUCCCCGCAUCAAAUUUAAAAGGCUCGAUAAAACAGCGAAGCACAUAAUGCAGAUUCUGGAUAAAGAAGCAGUGGAGGAAGUGAGGACACAGAGAGAGAUACUUGAUAUAAGGCCUGGCUAUAUCAUCCAGCUCAAAGUGGAAGUUCCCGAGAACAAGAGGCGUACUUCAAUUGUGAAAGGAAUUGUUAUAGCACGGCGUAAUGCUGGUCUAAAUACAACAUUUAGAUUGAGGAGGCUCGUGGCAGGUGUCGGGGUGGAAUCUGUCUUUCCUUUAUACUCUCCAAACAUCAAGGAGGUUAAAGUGCUGGACAAGAAGAAAGUGAGAAGGGCCAAACUCUACUACCUCAGGGACAAGAUGAAUGCCCUCAAGAAACAUUAGCUUUAGAGUACCUGAUGGUUGAAUUUAUUGAGAGGAAAAGCAAAAUAAAUUUUGUCAUCCAACUGUUUUGGUCAUUUGUUUGCGGUAAACAGGUUUGUUGGGCAUUGCAAGCACUUUUUGACUGAUUUACAGUAUUUCUUGAUAUGAUAAUGUUGCUUAUUAUUUUGGUAAUUUUUGCUAUACUAUUUUGAGACAGUAAAUUUUGUUUUACAAUUUUUAAGAAACCUGACAUUGUCUCU